CUAGCACGUCCCUCUGCGGCGCCGGAAAUCGGUGUGCGCCUCACCCGGGAUGCUCGCCUGAUUCCUGGAGGCUGUAUUCUGGGCGACCCCACUGCCAUGGCUUCCGACGAAGAUGAACUGAAUCUUCUAGUUAUCAUAGUCGAUACCAACCCGAUUUGGUGGGGAAAGCAAGCAUUGAAGGGAUCUCAGUUUACAUUAUCAAAAUGCAUGGAUGCAGUCCUGGUGCUGGGGAAUUCUCACCUGUUCAUGAACCGUUCCAACAAGCUCGCGGUGAUAGCCAGUCACAUUCAGGAAAGUCGGUUCCUGUAUCCUGGAAAGGACGGCCGACUUGGAGACUUCUUCGGGGACCCUGGCAAGACUCCUGAGUUUACACCCUCAGGGAGUAAAGACGGGAAGUAUGAGUUGUUAACAGCAGCAAAUGAAGUCAUUGUCGAAGAGAUUAAAGAUCUGAUGACCAAGAGUGACAUAAAGGGCCAGCACACAGAAACUCUGCUGGCAGGGUCCCUGGCCAAGGCUCUGUGCUAUAUUCAUAGAAUGAGCAAGGAGGUUAAAGAUAAUCAGGAAAUGAAGUCAAGGAUAUUGGUGAUCAAGGCGGCGGAGGACAGCGCGCUGCAGUACAUGAACUUCAUGAACGUCAUCUUCGCGGCACAGAAACAGAAUAUUCUGAUUGAUGCCUGUGUGUUGGACUCUGAUUCCGGACUCCUCCAGCAGGCGUGUGACAUCACAGGGGGAAUGUACCUGAAGGUGCCGCAGAUGCCCUCCCUUCUGCAGUUCUUACUGUGGGUUUUUCUUCCUGAUCAGGACCAGAGACCUCAGCUGACCCUCCCACCCCCCGCGCACGUCGACUACCGGGCUGCGUGCUUCUGUCACCGAAACCUCAUUGAGAUCGGCUACGUCUGUUCAGUGUGCUUGUCAAUAUUCUGCAAUUUCAGCCCAAUCUGCACCACCUGCGAGACUGCCUUCAAGAUCUCGCUGCCUCCUGUUCUGAAGGCCAAGAAGAAGAAACUGAAAGUGUCCGCUUGAUAAAACCGCCCGUCCUGUAGACGCCGUGCGGGGAGGCUGUGGGGGGCUCCGGGAACCGGCGGGUGUGUCUCGGACCGCUCAGCGCAGCGUCUCCCGGACACAGGUCUGGAGAGCCGUUCCUCAUGCUGUGCUUCUGGGGCUGGUUUUUGGGAGGGAGCCCUUCUCUGCAGUCUGUGCCCCCCAACAUGUUUUUAGACCUAUUUUGGUCCAGAAAGGGGAGAAAGGACACAUUUAUGACUUUCUUAUUGGGAUGAUCAUUUGUUACAUCAGUCUGCCCUGACUGACUAUAGGCUUUAGAAGUUACUGCCCAGGUCUAGGUUCUUACUGUGAAACGGUACGUGGAAAAUUCAAGUGUUAGAAAAAGUGCAGUCAUGGCAUUGGUCAGUAGGGGGCGCUUUAGUUGAAUCAGCUGUUAACUGUAGCAGUAGUCAUGUAGCUAAAACCCUGACCGACCCCAUUGAGAUGCGGCUUUGGAUAUUAGCGGUUCUUUAUUCUGUUGAGUGACAUUAGGACGUGUUUGGAUAAAGAUAGCCAAGUAAUAAUGAUGGUUUCUCACCGAUUUCCUACAAAGUCCGACUUUAAAUGAGCGAGGCAAGUGAGUGCAGGAGUCCAGCAGUGACCUUUUCUUCGAAAGCAGUUGUGUGAAGAGCUCGCCCUGGAAAGCUAGGGUCUGGUUGUGAGUGUGUAAGUUCUCGGGGAGGGGUGUGUGUGUGUGGUGGGGCGGGGAGGCGGAACGGAGCCUUUAUAAUUAAGUGCUGCCCGCAGACUGAAUCCUGUGCUUUUUAAUGGAGGAAAAGACAAAAAUCGUUGGUAGUGGAGAACUGUCCUUCAGAUGCUCUGGACUUAAUACUGGAAACUCCCAGAAGUUCAAAAGAUAAAUUAUUUGUAAUUUUAACAAUAAAGACUAUUUUUCUAUGUAACCUUGAAGUUGUUAAAAGUCCUUUGAUAGCAUAGGAAGGAUUUUCAGGAACAGUGGCUGGUUUGGUUUGUUUUUAAAAGUAUGUUUGCAAAUUGUGUAUCCAAUUUUGUAUAUGAAUAAGAUUUAAAUUUUCGCUUUAUACCAUCUCAGCAGUUGAGUCUCAUUUAAGUAACUUGGUGGUCUUUGGUUAGACGAUUUCAGGUGGUAAAUGAACAAAAAUUUGGUGAUAAGUUUGCAAGUACUUGUUAAUUCUUAAGUAUGAAAAUAUAUCCUUUCAAAAAUAAUAUGUAAUAUUUUAGAGCCUAAUUCAGUGUCAUGGAAAUCACUCUCAAGUCCAGGAGAGAGAGCAGCGCGUAUGUAAAAGACGGAUAAGUUCAAGCAAGUUGACGAGGUUUUUGUUUUCAUUCGUUGGAACUGUUUUAUAUACUGGCUUAGUUCUGCUUGUUUUAUGUUUGUGUUGUGCUUAUGGUUUAUUUUAUAUGCAUUUUUAUAAUAAAAUAAUUUAAA
Molecule: messenger RNA, 2449 nt
Organism: Artibeus jamaicensis (Jamaican fruit-eating bat)
Lineage: Eukaryota; Metazoa; Chordata; Mammalia; Chiroptera; Phyllostomidae
Gene: GTF2H3
Product: general transcription factor IIH subunit 3
Exons: 13
Coding region: 97-1023 (308 amino acids)
Biological process (GO): regulation of DNA-templated transcription; nucleotide-excision repair
Cellular component (GO): transcription factor TFIIH core complex; transcription factor TFIIH holo complex
Source: RefSeq, a predicted model, not a curated record